This is a messenger RNA of [Torrubiella] hemipterigena, 2005 nucleotides long. The record is from the annotation of a GenBank genome assembly. Lineage: Eukaryota; Fungi; Ascomycota; Sordariomycetes; Hypocreales; Clavicipitaceae.
AUCAUCAUUCUUGCAGACAACUUCCGUCAUCCGCUUCUCCGGCCGUUGUCUAUCUUUUAAUUUAUUUCUAUUUUUAUAGGGCGUCUUUUUUAUAUCAGCAGCAUCAUUGCUCACUCCUGUGCUACAUUAAUCCCAAUUGCCGUGUCAUAUCAAACGCUUCUUUGCUAUUCAUACAGCUUCCUCUCUCAGCACUGGACCAGCUGCAUCACUGCGUCAUCUAUAUACACCUCGCCCCCAUUCGAGCACAACAGCACUCAUAGAGGCUGGUUCUCAAACCUGCCUUCUAUGAUUUAUUACUCAUGUAUCAACUUUACAUGAUCAUCCUACACUAAUCAACAUGCAAACGGGGAGCGCAGGGUCAAAGUCAAGAGGUUGCCGCACCUGCCGGCGGCGGAAGAAAGGUUGUGAUCGUGCCCAGCCAUCCUGCAACCAGUGCCUCUCGGCUAACCUGGUCUGUGGUGGGUACGAGCAGGACUUUGUUUGGGUAAACGCCACCACCGAGGAACCGGAGAAGCGAAGAGACCAGACCCGUCGGGGCCCCUGGCAAGUCAGAUAUGCGACACAAUCUACCCCAGAAACAAGCAUUGUGCUCCGAGACUCUCUCGCUAGAACAGCCCGGGAAGUCAAGUACCUGGGUUCGUUCUGGUCCGCAUACCUACCCAAUGGCAGGGCCUUUUCCAACCAGGCCAUCAAAAGAUCCAAUGGCGGCUGGACCGGUUCCCUGGGUCGUUUAUAUGAUUCUGAGCCUACUCUUCGACUUGCAGCUCUGGCCAUUAGUGCCUCUGUGCUCGGCUGCCAGGCAGACGACACUCAAUUAAGGAUUAAAGGCCUACAAACUUACAGCAAGGCUUUGGAGGAAAUGAAGAUUGCACUGAAUCACCCCACCCGAUGGAAGGGGGAUGGACUGCUAGCCGCUGUGCGCGUAAUGGAGUUGUACGAGAUCUUCUUUGGCAUGGACACUCGCCACCGAACCGAAAUCACCAGCCAAAUAUCGGGUUGGAGGAGUCACAACGACGGCCUUCUUUCUCUCGUCCUCGCAAAGGGUCCCAAAAACGUUGGAUCUGGUGCUGGUCAUCAGCUCUUUGCAGACUGUAGAUUAAAUAUUUUUUGUGGCGUACUUACCAAACGAAUAAGAUCACCUCUCAGCGACGAGGAGUGGAAGACAUUGCCAUGGAUCGGUCGUGAGAAAAGUACAAACGACAAGAUUAUGGAUAUUUUGGUUGAUAUGACGGGCUUACUCGAACAAUUGGAUAACUUGAGAGCAUCCUCGCCUUCGGAAGCAGCUGGCCUGCUGCCCCCAAUUUUAACCCUAUGUAAGACUUCACACGAUGCCUUACUAGUAUUCGAACAAGAGAUGGGAGACAACUUAUUCACAUUUGACUGCCACAUUAUGGGCGAUAUAUUACCACUGCCUAGGGAGGAUAAGGAUGUGGCACACCUCCAAAUUACCCAUCUAUAUUGGUCAACGUGUCUGCUUCUAUAUUCGACAUUAGGGACUGUGAUAGCGAUGCAAGGCAGCGAAGCAGCACGCCUCCAACAAAGAGUCUCGGAGGCCUUUGAUCAGUUUGGUGAUUCAUUCUCAAAGAGAUAUCCCCGGACAGAUCCGAAAUUAUACACUACCAAGAUUGCACGAUCGAUUAGCUUGUUUUGGGAGCCAGACGCAGGCACGUAUGGUAACCACAUGAGCAUGUUUCCACUUGCACUCUGUAUGCAAUUCCUUGCCGCAACAGACCCUAAUUUUCGAAUGAAUAAGGAUUUCCAACUGCUAACGGAGGUAUUCCAUCGACCAUUUCUGGGGCAACUGGUUGGAAGCUUUGUUCGAAACCUAGGCCGAGUAGGCGGAACGAGUGGAAAGUCGGAUCCGGAGUGGAAAGGAGAUGAUGAUGUCGCCAGUAUGUGGUGGGGUGGGAAGGCUACAAACAUUUAAUGAACACAUCACGUAAUGAAUAAGAUUGAUGAUUACAAAAAGCAAGAGAAUGGUAUUAAAGCUGCAGAAGACUGCAAU